AUGGCCAAGCAGAGAGUGGGCUGGGGAGAGGGAAGGGACUGGCUGGCACACACGCUGCUUAGGUACGGAGACAUGGUUCCUAAGACCAUUGCGGGGAAGAUCUUUGGCUCGAUCUGCUCUCUGAGCGGGGUGCUGGUAAUCGCCCUGCCUGUCCCCGUCAUUGUGUCCAACUUUAGUCGCAUCUAUCAUCAGAACCAGAGAGCAGACAAGCGGCGGGCGCAGAAAAUGCAGAAAGCCCGCUUGGCCAGGAUACGAAUAUCUAGGGAGGGAACCUCCAACGCCUUCCUCCAUAGCAAACGCAACGGCCUGUUCAACGAAGUCCUGGAGCUCACGCAACUUCCAUUCAAGAUGAACCUUUCGGAUCAGAACUCUGAGGAGGAUCAGCGGUUAAGUAAGUCGACUUCUCUAUUAGAGAGCCAGCACCACCACCUGCUGCACUGUCUGGAGAAAACCACUAACCACGAGUUUGUGGAUGAGCAGUAUUACCAGCAGAGCUACCUGGAGGCAGGAAUGCAAAACUACCCAUCUCAAAGCCCCUCCCUCUCCAGCCGAGAAGGCGUGACGGGCACCUGCUGCACCCGCCGGAGCAAGAAGCACCACACCCCUUUACAGAACGCCAGCGGCCCGGCGCACAUGCAGCCUUUGACGCACACACACCAACAAGGUUUGCAGGAGCUCAGCACCAUCCACAUCAGCACCAGUCGCUCCAGUCUGAACAUGCGCGUUGACGAACCAGCAGCCCUGAACUGCCAGAGCAGCCAGAUCACCACAGCAAUCAUCAGCAUUCCCACACCGCCCGUGACGACCACUGAUGGCGAUGCUCACCUGCCGGCGGGCCCCACCUACCAGAACGUUGUGAAGGUGUCCGCACUGUGAAGACUGGAGCUGCAGACCCGCCAUGCAGAAAGACAGAUAAAGACUCACUGAGACAGACUGAGGGACAGAGGAGGACUGGGAAUGACAGAAGAAAGCAUCCGAGAGUCCUAGCUGUGGUGGAGCCUGACCUCUGCUGGUCAUGUACUGUAACGACAUGGACUCCCCGCACUGACGGAGGAUGGCUUUUAGAUACAGUUUAUUCAUGUUAGUGGUUGGCAUGCAUGUGUGCGCAUAUGCAAGUGUGUGGGUGGGUGAAAGAUUAUGUUUAAGGUGUUAUUCUAGC
This is a messenger RNA of Platichthys flesus (European flounder), 1159 nucleotides long. RefSeq names its product potassium voltage-gated channel subfamily D member 3-like. The record is from RefSeq and is a predicted model, not a curated record. Gene Ontology annotation, cellular component: voltage-gated potassium channel complex; neuronal cell body; membrane. NCBI's taxonomy places the organism in Eukaryota, Metazoa, Chordata, Actinopteri, Pleuronectiformes, Pleuronectidae. Gene Ontology annotation, biological process: potassium ion export across plasma membrane. The transcript has 7 exons. Gene Ontology annotation, molecular function: A-type (transient outward) potassium channel activity. Bases 1 to 876 code for a protein of 291 amino acids.